AAUGGAUGGUGCAAAAGCAAGGGCGCAAAUAAAUUCUGAUCCAUGACUAAUUCAAAAGUGGCAUCUCUCUCCUAUAACUAUAAACAUGCGUAAUGUGUGAAUAAACAUAGGUAGUAGUUUUAGAGAGAGAAUGGGAGACACGAGGAGAGUAGGCGUGGCUGUAGAUUUCUCGCCGUGCAGCAGAAAAGCUCUGCGAUGGGCCGUCGAUAAUCUGUCGAGGAAGGGUGACCACCUGAUUAUGGUGGUCGUGCGCCCAGACUGUCAUUAUGAAUCGGGCGAGAUGCAGCUCUGGGAAGCCACCGGCUCACCCCUUAUUCCGUUGAGCGAUUUCACAAACUCCGUCAUCAUGAAGAAGUACGGCAUUAGCCCUGAUACUGAAUCAUUAGACAUCGUCACCACUGCAUCAAAGCAAAAAGAGAUAGUUGUGCUCUUGAAAAUCUACUGGGGCGAUGCUCGUGAAAAGUUAUGUGAAUCAGUUGACAACAUUCCUCUUGACUCCCUUGUCAUUGGCAAUAGAGGCCUUGGCAAGAUCCAAAGGGUGCUAAUGGGCAGUGUUAGCAACUAUGUGGUGAACAAUGCUCCUUGUCCGGUUACCGUUGUGAAAAGUAGUGACUAAUAAAUUAGCUCACGAUUUCCCGAUGCUAUUGUCGAUGCAAUGUGAGCAAUAAUGGUGGUCGUAGAGUACCCAAUUUUCAUUAUAUAGCAUUCAAUUAUCAAAUAAAAUGAUUAUAUGUAUGCUAAACCAAUUCAUUCUUUUCUAUGAUAUAUGAUCGCGAUGUAUUUAGAUUUUA
Molecule: messenger RNA, 791 nt
Organism: Salvia miltiorrhiza (redroot sage)
Lineage: Eukaryota; Viridiplantae; Streptophyta; Magnoliopsida; Lamiales; Lamiaceae
Product: universal stress protein PHOS32-like
Exons: 4
Coding region: 131-616 (161 amino acids)
Source: RefSeq, a predicted model, not a curated record